Messenger RNA from Sclerotinia sclerotiorum 1980 UF-70, 699 nucleotides. RefSeq lists its product with no specific name. The record is from RefSeq and is a predicted model, not a curated record. The transcript is spliced from 3 exons. Bases 1 to 699 code for a protein of 232 amino acids. Gene Ontology annotation, molecular function: zinc ion binding. Lineage: Eukaryota; Fungi; Ascomycota; Leotiomycetes; Helotiales; Sclerotiniaceae.
AUGGGUCGCAGAGCUCGAGUAACAAAGUCACCAAUCAAAGCCGACGAGCCCGCACUUCCUCAAACCAUCUUCGCCCUUCCUCUCGGAGAAUACAAAAUCCCUCUGAUAAAACACAUACUCUCCUUUUUCUGUCAAAAAAGCACCUUCAAAAGACGCAAAUCACUAACUAGUCUCCUGCAAAAGCUAGCACAGAUAGAACAAACCCUCCCAAAAGAUGAACAAGGAGCAGUAAGUCAACUUCUUCACCAUAAUAUGCCCAUUACAAGAGCCGCUAUUAAAGCAGGACCACAAAAGGAAGAUGCAGAUGGAAAGCUUUUAGGGAUGAGCGAGGGUAAAAAUCUAGAAUAUAAAAACUACCUCCGUAUGCUUGAGAUCUGUCAUCUACCAAACUUUCGAUGGUGCUUGAAUGCCGCCUGCGACGCUGGCCAACUUCACAAACACGGAUUUAAUGACUUCAGGGUUAUAUGCGAUGUUUGUAAAUCCGCGAGCUGCUUUCGACAUCAAGUUCCAUUAGCUAGAGCUGGAAAGAUCAUGCGGUGUAAAGCCUGCGAGAAUGGAGUGAAAAUCCUAGAGUUUGCCGGCACGAAACUAUGUCCACAGUGCAAAGCACCGACUAUUAUGGAACCGAUCGUAUGUGAGAAGGCAACUUGUUGUUGUGGAUAUAAAUGGUCGGAUUUCACAAAAGCUCGAGCUCGUUGA